AUAACAGUCCAAAUUACCCAUUACACUACUUUUUCCUUCUUCUUCUUCUUCUUCUUCAAUAUUCAUCCCCAUAUCUUCUUUCUUCUUCGAUUCUUUAGGGACGAUUAUUUUAAGGCCUGUUUGGCGGAGGAACCAACAUGGGCUCAUGUGCUUCUUCGGCUCACAGAGACCAAGACGCGCAGAUGAAGAGGCGCAUCGGCUCCAAACUGAACAACCUCGUCACUCCGUCGCCCGUCGACGUCGACUGCAAGGUCAUCGCCUCCGAUCGUCCGCCUAAAUCGCCGCCGUCGCCGCUUCUCCCGCCCGCGGCUGCUUCUGUUGACUCUGACAGGGAAGACGAAACAUUCUUUGAUUCCCAGCUUUAUCUGGAGUCUGAUUGUGAUGAUGACUUCCAUAGUGUUAAAGGAGAUUUCACACCGUCGAGAGGGAGCACGCCCAUCCAUCACAGGUUCUCGGCGGGACCCAUGUCACCCAAGGUCAAAAGAGCGUUCUUUACCGAGCGGAUUCCCAUUUCUGCCCCUGUGAGGCCGUCCUCGGAGGAGAGGAAGAAGAGGCUGGAAGAGCUUUUCAAAGAGAGUUUAGGGGGCGAUAAGGAGUUUGACAAUGCCAUGAACGAACCAAACGCUUCAAAUAAGUCUGCAUUUGGAACCCCUAAUAAUGCUGAGAGUAGUCCUAUCCAACAACCUAAACACGCUUCUUCGGGAUCGGGAAAACGGGCCCGCCAAUGGUGUUUUCCCGUUCCCAAGUUGCUGCUUUUGAGGUGUAGCUUUAGCGAGGCGAAGAAAACACCACCGCCGCCACCACCUCGCGAAUAAAUAGCUAAUGCUUGUGAGGUAUAUAUAUGUGCUAUUUAUAUGCUCGGUACUAUUUUUGACACCACAUUUGACAUCAUCUUUCUUAUAGAUAUCGCAUGCGACUGACACUAUUUUGUGGCAAAAAUGCUAGGAACCCACCACAGUGUUCCCACAAAUGACAAUCAUGAAUGAUUCAUGGAUACACAACGAUAAUUAAUCUGUGAGCACAUAUAAUUAUCGUUUUUAUAUGUAUGAAAUUGCUUGUGAUUGUCAUUCGUGGAGGCAACCGUGGUGGAUUUCUAGCAUGAUCUGUUAUGUGUUUGUAAAUGUCUAUAAGAAAGAUAGUGUCAAAGGUGGUGUCAAAUGCUAGGAUGUACCCCAAACAUGGUGGAUAUAUAUGGGCAAGAAAUCCCAAACCCAUAAAGAGUGUGUGGAGUUUCUUGAUCAAGAGAUUUGAGUUCUUGUGUAUAUAGUGCAAUGGUGAAUAGAAAUAAAGAAAUGAAUUUUGCUUUCUGGUUUAUUAUCCGUGAGCGUGUAUGAUAUACUUGGG
This is a messenger RNA of Cuscuta campestris, 1344 nucleotides long. The record is from the annotation of a GenBank genome assembly. Lineage: Eukaryota; Viridiplantae; Streptophyta; Magnoliopsida; Solanales; Convolvulaceae.